CAACGGGAAUUUACACGCUGCCUUGAUAUGGGAAGAUGUCGUUGGAUGGCACGCCAGGGGUUGCGGAGUGUCCUGUGCCCGUGGAGUAGUUGGCGGGUUCCCUUGUCAGGGAGUCUCCUGCGCAUCCUCGCAGAGAGGAUUGCAGGAUGCAAGGACAUGCCUCGUCCGAGAGGGCCUUUUUGCUGCUUGAGAACGUGAAAUCGAUCUUGUCAAAGAAGCCGGCCAUGCGAAAGCUGAUGUGGUUCAUCAUCCAGGCCUGUCAUGAACGAGGAUUGCGCCUCCAUUGGGCCACGGUGAGUCUCAAAAACAUCGGCCUGGCAGCUUCGCGCCAACGGGUGUUCUUUCUGGCGAAGCUACCUAAAGCCAAGCUGGCUUGGGAGGACAUGCCGUUGCUUCCAUUGGCUUCUUUGGAGAAUGCAAUUCCUUCUUCAUGGAAUGCCCCGCAGCCUCCGAUGCACAGUUGGCUGGAGGAUUCUCGCUCCGCUGAGGAUUCUGAUCGUAUGCAGAAGCCAGAUCCCCGCUCAAGCCGAAUGUUCGCGCUCUGCUGAAAGAGUCCAGAGUUGAUG
Messenger RNA from Durusdinium trenchii, 566 nucleotides. The record is from the annotation of a GenBank genome assembly. NCBI's taxonomy places the organism in Eukaryota, Dinophyceae, Suessiales, Symbiodiniaceae.